UACAGCUGAGGUCCUUCAGUUCGGUUUUCCUUAACACACGGGCUUCCCUCGGUAUCAGUUCACUUGACACGGGACAUCUUACAGCUGUCAUCAUGUCGGACCUGGACACACUCAUAGUCACCUUCCAGACUCAGCUUUCCGAUGUGAUGGAGACUGUGGUUAAGACAGCCAUGUAUGAGGUCACUAGGUUGGUGGAGGACGGCUUCUUGGAGGAGGUAAAGCGGAGGAACCAGGAGGUAGAGGCCCUGAGGAUGCAGCUGCAAUGGGCUGAGAGGAAAUUAAGUGACCGAGGGGGGAAAGAAGGAGGAAGAACUGGGAAGUGUGUUGACUGUGCCAAAGAUGAUGUUGAACUGUCCACUAAUGAUACGGAGGAAAUACCUGAAGAACAGGAGCAGGAUGACGUAUCGGGGGGAUGUGGUAUGAAAGAAGAGGGUGACUCUGUUGAAAGAUGGACAAGAAGAGGAGAAAUGAAAUCGGAGUCAACACAGGUGGCUGUUCUCAGCCCUGAAAGGGAAACUCAGGUAAUGGAAAAAGAGGAUGUGAUGCCAGCUGUGGAUGUGAAGGAAGAAGAAGUAAAUAAGCUCUCAUGUUCUUCUGUGCAUGUGGGAGGGUGGAGUGUUAACCUUGAUGUCAUUGAUAUGAACUCCUUUAAUCAAAUUUAUAUGCUCUUUUUUUUUGGUAAAACAGUUUCCCACAGUGCUAGUGAAAUGACAGAGGCACAUCUAAAACAGACCCCAGAAACCAGCGAAGGUGAGGAGUUAUUGAGGAAUGUAGACCCACAGAUAUCAACUGCAUAUGUCUUUCCUGAGGACCAGGAGGACUCUCACAUGGCUAGCGAUUCAUCUUUCGAGAUGGACACCGGUUGGGCUGGCCUCACUCACACGACAGCUGGGUUGCUGCAUAAUCACAGACUUGGAACUGAUAAGGACUGCGAUGCAGCCAAAAUUCGGGGUUCUCUAAAGCAAACAGAACACGAGCUGUCAGACUCUCUUACAGCAGAUGUUCAAGUUCAGCUUACCCCAGGCAGAGAUCACAUUUCAUCCUCAGGACCCCGUAAGGCAAGUCUGCAAAAAAGUGACCCAGUGAAUGUGUCUAUCAAGCAGGAGGUUGUUGAUUCUGAUGGGUGUGAGAAUGGCAAACACACGGAGAAGAAAGCAGGGACAAAGUCAGGGACGGCAUCUUUCUCAUGUUCGGUAAGGCGGCACAGAGUGGGUUCAGAACUAUUCAAGCAGAACCACAAUUCCCAUAAAGCCACAGUGCAGGAGGUCAUGAAGCUGCAUUCUAAAAUGGGUACAGGUGUCCGGUUGCAAGCCGCCAUACAGCACCUCCAUCGACCGAUGAAAAAGCUCCCUCACACGCUCUCUAACAGCACCGGUGCAGCAUCGUCUGUAGCUCACUCUCAGGUCAUGAACUUAAAUCCCCUCAACAGAGUUCCCACCACAUCUAAAGCCGCUCCACCUCCCACGCUUUCAGUCCAGCGAGUACACCUGGGUGAUAAACAAGCCACAGCGCUCAACCGAACUGGCGCCACAUGGGUCAGCAUCAAAACCCAACAUCAGUCUGCUAACCCCUUAACCCCUCCAGAUUCUCACCCUAACCCUGGCCCCAGGCAUCCACAGCGCUGUGGGCAGUGCGGAAAAUGCUUUCCCCACCCCAGCAACCUGAAGGCCCACCUGCAGACUCACACAGGGGAGCGGCCUUUCUGCUGCUCCCUUUGUGGCCGUAGUUUCACAAAGCUCAGCAACCUCAAGGCCCACCGGCGGGUCCACACCGGAGAGAGACCCUACUGCUGCUUGGCUUGCGGCAAACGCUUCACCCAGAAAUGUAACUUGAAACGUCACCAGAGGAUCCACAUAGAUGUAUGAUAACGGACAGCCAGUGAUGAAAAGACAAGUUUGGUGUGUGUGUGUGUGUGUUUCUUUUUUACAUUAAAAUGCUACAGUGUCUGUCUCCUUUGCAGUGUAAUACAGUUGCUGUGAUGCAUUGCAAGGCUACUUCUUGUGUACGUGUGUCUUGAAGUGAUUGUUCCAAAGUUUUUCUGUGCAUUCCAUGAAGGUUUAUAUACUAAUCCUUUUUAUCUGAAGGUGUUGUAGUGUUAUUAAAAGGAUGAAAAUCAGUGUGUUGUAAAUUCAUCACGCACAAAACAGGUCAACUGUCACCACUGGUCAAUACAUGGCAAUUUAUUCUGUGAAUAUUCAAAUUCUUCCUUUACAUCCAUUACAGUAUGAGCACAAAAAGCACUUCUGUUUGACCAUGAUCAGGGCAUUGAAUUUGUUUGCAAUCACUUUCUAUCUACUUUAAUUUUCUGCUCCUGUCAUCCUGCUGCUCAAUUCUCCAGUCUGGUUUUCUUUGUGUUUCCAUCUCAGACAAUAUUAAUAUUGUUCUAUUCCUAUUUAUAUAUUAUAAAUAUAUUAGAUUGAUGUUAAUUUCAC
This is a messenger RNA of Scomber japonicus (chub mackerel), 2432 nucleotides long. RefSeq lists its product as uncharacterized. Bases 93 to 1865 code for a protein of 590 amino acids. Lineage: Eukaryota; Metazoa; Chordata; Actinopteri; Scombriformes; Scombridae. The record is from RefSeq and is a predicted model, not a curated record. Gene Ontology annotation, biological process: regulation of transcription by RNA polymerase II. The transcript is spliced from 4 exons. Gene Ontology annotation, molecular function: DNA-binding transcription factor activity, RNA polymerase II-specific; RNA polymerase II cis-regulatory region sequence-specific DNA binding.